CAGCGGACCGCCGUGUUGCGGGGCGGCAGCGUGCGGGGGGGCCCGGCCCCGGCGCGUUGCUGAGGCAGCAGGAGCCUCCGAGCAUCCCUGAGAGCCAGGCAGCAAACUCCUCCUCCCUCCCUCUCAUCUGUCUCUCGCCGCUUCCUUUGCAAAGAUGGCAACCGAGGGGCUGCACGAGAACGAGACGUUGGCUUCGCUGAAGAACGAGGCGGAGAGCCUGAAGGGCAAGCUGGAGGAGGAGCGGGCCAAGCUGCACGACGUGGAGCUUCAUCAGGUGGCAGAGCGUGUGGAGGCACUGGGCCAGUUUGUGAUGAAGACCAGAAGGACCCUGAAGGGCCACGGAAAUAAAGUUCUCUGUAUGGACUGGUGCAAAGACAAAAGAAGAAUUGUGAGCUCUUCCCAGGAUGGGAAGGUGAUUGUGUGGGAUUCAUUCACUACUAACAAGGAACACGCCGUGACGAUGCCGUGUACCUGGGUGAUGGCAUGUGCAUAUGCCCCGUCUGGAUGUGCCAUUGCUUGUGGUGGCCUGGACAACAAGUGUUCUGUGUACCCUCUGACAUUUGACAAAAAUGAAAAUAUGGCUGCAAAGAAGAAAUCGGUUGCAAUGCACACAAACUACUUGUCAGCCUGCAGCUUCACUAACUCUGACAUGCAGAUCCUGACAGCAAGUGGAGAUGGGACCUGUGCUCUGUGGGAUGUUGAGAGCGGGCAGCUUCUGCAAAGCUUCCAUGGGCAUGGAGCUGAUGUCCUGUGCCUGGAUCUGGCUCCUUCAGAAACUGGAAAUACAUUUGUCUCCGGGGGAUGCGACAAGAAAGCCAUGGUGUGGGACAUGCGGUCUGGUCAGUGCAUCCAGUCAUUCGAAACCCACGAUUCAGACAUCAACAGUGUCAGAUACUACCCAAGUGGAGAUGCUUUUGCCUCUGGUUCAGAUGAUGCCACGUGCCGUUUGUACGACCUUCGUGCAGACAGAGAAGUAGCAAUUUAUUCCAAGGAGAGCAUCAUUUUUGGAGCAUCCAGUGUGGAUUUCUCUCUCAGUGGUCGUCUGCUGUUUGCAGGUUAUAAUGAUUACACCAUAAAUGUCUGGGAUGUGCUGAAAGGAUCCCGUGUAUCUAUUCUGUUUGGACAUGAGAACCGUGUCAGCACCCUGCGGGUCUCUCCUGAUGGGACUGCGUUCUGCUCAGGGUCCUGGGACCACACUCUGCGAAUCUGGGCUUAACAUGAGAUCCUGCGUGCAGAAUCCAAUGAAGACUGAUGACCUGGACUGCAAAAACAGCUAAAGAAGGCUCCCUGAAAAUCAGAUAUUCAUUACUCUACAAAGGGGUGACACUGAACCCACAGAUCAACACAGCUAGUAGAACAUAAUCUGCUUGAACACAUAGCAAACAUAAACUUGUGGUAAAAGUUAAUGAUUUUGAUUCUGUUUUGAAAGUAUUUUAUUAGAACUAGAUUAGUUAAUUAUGAAUGGACUUUUCUCUGAAGUCGUCUGUAUCAUAGAAAUGAGUAUUUCAGUGCACAUUAUGUAUUUAUUUGCAUGAUUUGAGUUCCUUUUUAGAGCAAAAAAAAAGAUUCCUGAUUUUAUCAGGUUGUAGCAUCAGGUUUUGGAAACAUUCCAUAGUGGUGCAUUGAAUUUUGGUGUUGAAAAGUGGGAAGAAAAGCAGCUUUGAUGCUUUGUGAUGUCAUUGUGGCUGACUGAACCAUGAUAGUAAGCAGAGGCCCCGUUGGGAAGGUACCAGUUGUUGUCAUAAAAAUGUAUUUUUUGUACAGAAGAGAAUCCUUUAAAUCCCUGCUUUUUCCUACUGUCUUUUUAGAUUGAAAUAAGUAUUUCGUCUCUGUUACCUGAAGAUAAAGAAUCUAAAUAUAUACAAAAUGAUAAAUGCAAAGAUGAGGAAUAUAAACAUGAUUUACAUAAUCAUGAGGUAGUAUUUAACCAGUAGUUUCUUAGAAAUCUUUAAUUGUAUCACUUGGUGAGUGAAUUUUCUUUACUUAAAGGAUACUACAUGCUAAGCACUGAGGGAUACUAAACGCUAAGCUCUAGCACAAUUACACUGAUGGUCAGGUCUUUUCCAACUCAGUCACAGUUAUUCUAUGAUCAUGAUUCUUAUUUGCAUUUUGAGCAGUUCACACCACUGGACAAGGUAAUGUAGCCUUAAAUGUGCAUUAAGGCAGCAUGCUUCCAUGUUGAGGUCCUUGGGUAACAUCAGAGCAGCACAAGUUCAUGCCAAUAUGGGCCAAAUCUUAGAAGGCAAACUGCACAGCCCCUGCUUGAACAGCUCUCCUACUGGAGUGAGGCACUGCAGUUGUAUGAGUAGUAUGUAGUAUGGGUAUGAGAAUGGAUGGCAGCGAGCUGCUGGGGCCUGCUGUGAGCCAAAUCCUGCCUGUGCAAGCCACUGGACCACGGAGCAGCUGGGCUUCAAAGAAGCUGGCCACAUUGCUUGCAGUAUCCGCUCUGUGGGUGUACAGAGAUGUGGUACUAACUGGUGGGACUACCCCCACAUGCAGCUGAUGCUGUACAAUUAAGAUUUAUUCAGAUAAAGCUGAGAUAUAGUUGAGCAUAGAACUAUUUGUGUCUGUAAAUGUAUCUGCAUUCAUACAUUGAGAGCAGUUGAGACUACAGCGUGUCACCUUUGCUUAUAUGAAUGGGUGCUGAGUCCAACAUGAGCAGGGAUGCAAGGAGAGAAGUGCUGGAUAGCUGCUGGGGGCUGGCACAGCCUGGCUUGAAGGAGGCACAUCCUGAACAGAUCUGAGUAAGGUUUGUGUUCAGACUGGAACAAGAUGAAACAAGCCAUCACUGCAGUCGGCUGUGCACGUAAGUUUGAAAAUAUCCUUGCUCUGUUUAAAAAUGGGAUUUUAAAAAUAUAUAGAGAUUGUAAUAGAAACAGAGUUUUCUCAUUCAUGAAAACAUUGGGUUUCAAUGAAUCCAUGACCUGUUAAAUUAGGACACUGAUAUGUGUAUCAGCCUUCAGUCCCUCAUGAAAUCUCAGUUGUUUCUGCUUCUAAAAGGCAACCCUGAUGCUUUGGAAUACUUGUGGCAAACAAUCCCUGUAACAGAUGCACUACAGAAAUUGUAAUGUCCUAUAGAGCUCACUGUGCAAUAUUGAGUCAAUACACUGUACACCUUUGAUCAAAAGAUAUUAAUGUUUAGAUAGUAUUUAUUGGUAAGAUAUUUGUUUCAGACAUACUGCAUUGUGUUGAUACUUACGAAUGGCCUAAAUACAAUAAAUUGUAUUUUGCAUAUUGA
Messenger RNA from Lagopus muta (rock ptarmigan), 3238 nucleotides. It is a transcript of the gene GNB5, whose product is annotated as G protein subunit beta 5. The record is from RefSeq and is a predicted model, not a curated record. Gene Ontology annotation, molecular function: signaling receptor complex adaptor activity; protein binding. Gene Ontology annotation, biological process: G protein-coupled receptor signaling pathway; G protein-coupled dopamine receptor signaling pathway. Bases 155 to 1216 code for a protein of 353 amino acids. Lineage: Eukaryota; Metazoa; Chordata; Aves; Galliformes; Phasianidae. Gene Ontology annotation, cellular component: heterotrimeric G-protein complex; cytoplasm. The transcript is spliced from 11 exons.